Molecule: messenger RNA, 1389 nt
Organism: Penicillium nucicola
Lineage: Eukaryota; Fungi; Ascomycota; Eurotiomycetes; Eurotiales; Aspergillaceae
Product: tRNA (guanine-N2-)-methyltransferase
Exons: 5
Coding region: 1-1389 (462 amino acids)
Biological process (GO): methylation
Cellular component (GO): cytoplasm
Molecular function (GO): nucleic acid binding
Source: RefSeq, a predicted model, not a curated record
AUGCCCACCAUGGACUACCUGGUCCGGUUUGCUCAGAUGCAUGAGACCUUCCGACGGCCAGAAAUACAUGCCUGUGCCACACUUGCAGGCGUCGACAUCGAGAUUCUCAGUUACUAUGAAUUUUCACCAUACUGCGUCGUGAGACUGCCAAAUGAAGAAGCAAUGCGCGCCAUUGCCAAGCGCAGCAUUCUGAUCAAAGAUGUCUUCGAGCUCUGGGGCCAAGGUACCAACUACGAAGAAUUACAUGCAGACGUCAAGCAACGGAGCCAGCACCGUUGGAAAGACUUCGAGCACUCUGAAUUCGCAUUCAAACUCGAGUACUUCGGAGGGAAACGCAGCUCAAGCUUCACUUCAAAGAGAGAAAUUUUGACUUCAUUCACAUACAUCGGGUUCAAGGGCCCGGUCAAUCUAAAGAACGCUGAUCAGCAAUUCUUUGUGAUGGAGGAGUACAUUGACGACGUUGAGCAGUUUGUAUUGAAAGUUGAACCGGUUGAACUGCCACGGAAUAUUUUCCUUGCACGCAAACUCUGCGACAGUGGGCGCGAUACUAUCCUCAAGUACGAUCUCAAGAAACGCGACUACAUCAGCACGACCUCCAUGGACGCGGAACUGAGUCUGGUAACGGCCAACAUGGCUCUUGCCGCUCCUGGAAAACUGUUCUUUGACCCAUUUGUCGGGACUGGAAGCUUUAUCGUCUGCGCUUCACAUUUUGGGGCUUUGAGUCUGGGGGCUGAUAUCGACGGCCGCAGUUUCCGCGGCAAAGAGGCUGGGAAGCUGGGCGUGUAUGAGAACUACAAGCAAUACGAGAUGCCCAGCAAAUUUGUGGAUUGUUUCACUUCGGAUUUGACAAACACUCCACUGCGGCGUCCUCAGUUCCUCGAUGGCAUUGUGUGUGACCCGCCCUAUGGUAUCCGAGAGGGUCUUCGAGUUUUGGGAAAUCGCCACGGAAAACCCGGAGUGAAUGUGAUCAUUGAUGGUGUUCCUGCUCAUCUUCGACCUGGAUUUGUCCCUCCCAAAAAGCCUUACGGAUUUGAGGCUUUGCAGAAAGACAUCCUUAACUUUGCAGUUCGAAGCCUGGUGACAGACGGCCGUCUUGCAAUGUGGAUGCCAACCACCAAUGACGAGGCUGUUGAGUUCCCUGUUCCUAUGCAUGAGGACCUGGAGGUCGUCAGUGUCUCUGUUCAAUCAUUCAAUAACUGGGCUCGUCGACUUAUCACUUAUCGUCGUCUACCUGAGGGAGAAAAGUCCGAUAUUACCUUGGGCCGUAGCAAGACUGAUGACCAAGGACAUAGGGCGGAUGAUCUCAAUCUGUUCCGACGAACGUUUAUGAACAGAGGACAGGCCCUCAAAGCCGAGCAAGAAAAUGAAACGACGCAAAAAGACUCAUGA